AUGGCCACAUCCGAUCUCAUUGCUAAAGUAGCGGGCUAUGUCGAAGGGGAAAUGAGCAAUUACGAUGCAUCUCACGAUUUCGAGCAUAUCAAAAGAGUGGUCGGUUGCGCGCACAUGAUCCACUCUGAGAUCGUUGCUACUCAGCCCAAUCACCCAGAACUUGAUCUUGACCUAAUCACCCUCUCAGCACUUCUCCAUGACAUUGGCGACCGCAAGUACAUCAAGAACGGCCAAGACGGCACCAUCAUGGCUUACAACCUGCUGCUCUCCCUUUCCGCCCCCGCAGAGCUAGCAGCCAAAGUCCAACGCAUCGUCAACGGUGUCUCCUACACGAAUGAGAUUCGCAAUCCGUCAGCAGUGGCAUCACUUGUUGCAGAGAUUCCCGAGCUCGGUGUCGUCCAGGACGCAGAUCGAUUGGAUGCUAUCGGCGCUGUUGGCAUCGGUAGACUAUUCACCUACGGCGGGGCGAAGACAGAGAGAUACAUGCAAAGCAGUAUGGCUCUAAUUCCAUUGAAGCUUCUCAAGGUCGAGGGAGCUAUGAAGACUCAGCCCGGCAGGAGGAUGGCGAAGGCGCGCACUGAGCAGCUCAAGGUCUUCCAAGACUGGUGGAAUGAGGAUAUGAAGAUGGGUUUUCGAUGGGAGGUGCCAGAAGGACUUGGUGGCUCUUCUCGUUCUUCUUCUGACUCGGACUCAUCUAUGGAGAAGGUCUAUCUUUGA
Glarea lozoyensis ATCC 20868 is the source of this 717-nucleotide messenger RNA. RefSeq names its product HD-domain/PDEase-like protein. Bases 1 to 717 code for a protein of 238 amino acids. The transcript has 2 exons. The record is from RefSeq and is a predicted model, not a curated record. Lineage: Eukaryota; Fungi; Ascomycota; Leotiomycetes; Helotiales; Helotiaceae.